AUGUCCCCUGCUGUUGCCGUGUCGGCUUCUUACAUCCCCAUUUGCAAGCUCCCCAUCGACGAUCACAGAGACACGAAUCCUGCCCCAAAACUCAUCAAAUUCAGCCGGCGAAAACUAAUGACCACUUCCACCGGGCUCACGCUGAUCGCAGCGCCGGGGAGAGCAGUCGCGGAGCCAGAAAGCCCGAGCGAGGCCGCAUCUAGCCGUAUGUCCUACUCUAGAUUCCUCGAAUAUUUAGACCAAGAUGUUGUCAAAAAAGUCGAUUUAUAUCAGAACGGGACAGUCGCAAUCGCCGAGAUAUUCAAUCCCGCGAUGAACAAAAUCCAGCGAGUCAAAAUCCAGCUCCCCGGAUUGCCCAAAGAGCUCCUCCGAAAGCUCAAGGAGAAGAACGUGGACUUCGCAGCCCACCCUGUUGAGACGAGCGUCGCAGACGCCAUUCUUGAUCUGUUAAGCAACUUAGCUCUUCCAUUGAUUCUGUUAGGAACUUUCCUUUUAACAAGGCCACCUUCGAACAUUCGCGGUGGUGGGCCUAACUUGCCGUUUGGGCUUGGGAGGAGCAAGGCUAAAUUUGAGAUGGAGCCGAAUACAGGAAUCACAUUCGAUGAUGUGGCGGGAGUCGAUGAAGCAAAGAUGGAAUUCGAAGAGAUUGUCGAGUUUUUAAGGACUCCUGAGAAAUUUGGUGCGGUGGGUGCGAGGAUACCGAAAGGGGUGCUGUUAACCGGCCCUCCGGGUACAGGGAAGACGCUGCUGGCGAAGGCUAUUGCAGGGGAGGCUGGGGUUCCCUUCUUCUCGCUUUCGGGGUCAGAGUUUAUUGAGAUUUUUGUUGGCGUUGGAGCUUCGAGGGUGAGGGACUUGUUCAAUAAAGCCAAGGCUAAUUCACCUUGCAUCGUGUUUAUUGAUGAGGUGGAUGCCGUUGGGAGGCAGAGAGGGACGGGGAUUGGCGGGGGCAACGAUGAGAGGGAGCAGACGCUUAACCAACUCCUCACUGAGAUGGAUGGUUUUAGUGGAAACAGUGGCGUGAUCGUCAUUGCUGCUACGAAUAGGCCUGAUGUUCUUGAUUCUGCUCUGCUUAGAGCAGGAAGGUUUGAUAGGCAGGUGAGCGUAGGGUUGCCAGAUGUUAGAGGGAGGGAGGAAAUUCUGGAGGUUCAUAGCAAGGGCAAGAGGUUGGAGAGAGAUGUUGAUUUAGGUGGUGUUGCAAUGAGAACUCCGGGUUUCAGCGGUGCGGAUCUUGCGAAUUUGAUGAACGAGGCCGCCAUUCUUGCUGGCCGGAGAGGGAAAGGAGCGAUUGGUUUGAAGGAGAUCGAUGACUCAAUAGACCGUAUAGUAGCAGGAAUGGAAGGAACCGCCAUGACCGAUGGGAAAACCAAGAUCUUGGUCGCGUAUCACGAGAUUGGCCACGCAGUCUGCGCAACCCUAACUCCGGGACAUGAUCCCAUGCAGAAGGUGACAUUGAUCCCUCGAGGGCAAGCGCGUGGCCUAACAUGGUUCAUUACCGCAGAUGAUCCCACCUUGGUAUCUAAGAAGCAAUUGUUCGCUAGAAUUGUGGGAGGCUUAGGAGGCCGAGCAGCGGAGGAGGUUAUCUUCGGGGAGCCCGAGAUCACAACUGGUGCAGCUGGAGACUUGCAGCAAGUAACACAACUAGCCAGACAGAUGGUUAUAGCAUAUGGAAUGUCUGAAAUUGGGCCAUGGACAUUGAUCGAGCCGGGCGUGCAGAGCAGUGAUGUGGUGAUGAGGAUGCUAGCGAGGAAUCAGAUGUCGGAGAAACUAGCCGAAGACAUCGACGAGUCUGUGAGGCGGAUAAUAGAGAGUGCAUAUGAGAUUGCAAAGAACCAUAUAAGGAACAACAGGGAGGCUAUUGAUAAGAUGGUAGAGGUUUUGUUGGAGAGAGAGACUCUCAGUGGAGAUGAGUUUAGAGCACUUCUAUUUGAAUUCAGUGAUAUCCCUUCAGAAAAUGUUAACAUAAAACCAAUCAGAGAGUUGAUCGAGACUUGA
Messenger RNA from Salvia hispanica, 1992 nucleotides. Its product is annotated as ATP-dependent zinc metalloprotease FTSH 6, chloroplastic-like. Gene Ontology annotation, molecular function: metalloendopeptidase activity; ATP binding; ATP hydrolysis activity. NCBI's taxonomy places the organism in Eukaryota, Viridiplantae, Streptophyta, Magnoliopsida, Lamiales, Lamiaceae. Gene Ontology annotation, biological process: proteolysis. The record is from RefSeq and is a predicted model, not a curated record. Gene Ontology annotation, cellular component: chloroplast thylakoid membrane.